ACGAGGUGAAGCGUGAAUCUCAUAUUGACGGCUGCAUUGUCUGCACUCAGACAGGAUGGCGCAGCCCUUGCCGAAAUCUAUAGCAGUCAUCACAAGCGGGAGCGAUUCUCAAGGGAUGAACAGCGCCAUCCGCGCAAUCGUUCGUUACGGUUUAAGAAGAAAUUGUAGGAUUUUCUUCGUUUACGAGGGCUAUGAAGGGUUGAUCACCAACAAAGUUGAGGAGGCUAAAUGGGAAUCCGUUUCGAAUAUCAUUCACAAAGGUGGAACGAUGAUUGGAGCUUCAAGAAGUGAAAGCUUUCGCAAGAGGGACGAGCGCAAGCAGGCUGCCAUCACCCUCCACACGCACGAAAUUUACCAUCUCAUAUGCAUCGGAGGUGACGGUGCUCUGACAGGAAUCGGUCUCUUUAGAGACGAAUGGGAGUCAUUGACUGCAGAACUUUUAAAAGAGGGUAAAAUAACAAAAGAUCAAGCUGAAAAAGGAAAACAUUUGUACGUCGUCGGUAUAGCAGGAACGAUAGACAAUGACUUUAUCGGAACCGAUCGCACAAUUGGUUUCGAUUCCGCUAUGGCGCGGGUCAUCGAAUGUGUGGACGCUUUAGCUUCGACUGCUGACAGUUUGCAGCGUACUUUCGUUGUCGAGGUUAUGAGCAGAGAAUGCGGCGCCAUUGCGCUCACUGCCGCGAUAGCCCUAGAAGCUGAUUUUGUCUUCAUUCCUGAAGUGCCACCAACGCAAGAUUGGCCUGAAGUGUUGUGUGGUCAUCUUCAAAGGAAGCGUAAGGUCGGCAGUAGACUUCACAUCAUUUUGGUCUCAGAAGGAGCAGUUGAUUCGGAUAAGAAGCCGAUUACUGCUGACAAUAUUAAGAAGAUUGUGGAGGACAAAUUGAAGUACGAUGUCCGUGUUUCUCGCCUUGCCCAUCUACAACGAGGAGGUCGCCCAUCGUUUCUCGAUAGGUUACUAGGCUGCCGAAUGGGGGCUGAAGCAAUAAAUGCUUUGUUGAGAAGCGAGCCUGCCUCGCCGCAAGUGCUCUGCUUGAAAGGUCAUGUGAUUGUUCAACUUCCUCUGUCAAAAGUCACUAGUUAUACGAGAAAGGUUAAAGAAGAAGCUCGUAAGGGUUACUACGGUGAAGCUGUUGAUAUCCGUGGUAGGAAUUUUAGGCAAAAAACGGAUUUUGUUCAACUCAUUGCUGAACCACCCAACUUCUUCUUCGGGCUUUCGAAGAAUUUCGGUGUCAUUCAUGUUGGAUCUCCAGCGGCCGGUAUGAACGGAGUCACACAUGCCUUCGUGCGCAUCGCAAAUCACUCAAAAUAUAAUGUUUAUGGAAUCGAACAAAGCUGGGAAGGCUUGAUGGAAGGAAGGUUUGUGGAACUCAAUUGGGGAAACGUAGCUGGAUGGAUGUCUCGAGGUGGAUCUGAAUUAGGAUGUAAGCGUCAGCUGCCAACUGAUGUCGAAAAGAUUGCUGAGGCUUUGAAUGACCAAAAUAUUGAAGGCCUACUCAUUGUUGGAGGAUUCGAA
Messenger RNA from Cylicocyclus nassatus, 1513 nucleotides. Lineage: Eukaryota; Metazoa; Nematoda; Chromadorea; Rhabditida; Strongylidae. The record is from the annotation of a GenBank genome assembly.